Mandrillus leucophaeus (drill) is the source of this 1952-nucleotide messenger RNA. RefSeq names its product isocitrate dehydrogenase 3 (NAD+) beta (gene IDH3B). Gene Ontology annotation, molecular function: magnesium ion binding; NAD binding; oxidoreductase activity, acting on the CH-OH group of donors, NAD or NADP as acceptor. Gene Ontology annotation, biological process: tricarboxylic acid cycle; isocitrate metabolic process. The record is from RefSeq and is a predicted model, not a curated record. The transcript has 14 exons. The coding region runs from base 441 to 1598 and encodes 385 amino acids. Gene Ontology annotation, cellular component: mitochondrion. NCBI's taxonomy places the organism in Eukaryota, Metazoa, Chordata, Mammalia, Primates, Cercopithecidae.
AGAAGUGGAGCAAGUCCUGGGACAAGCACAGAAAAAGGGCCUGAGCCUGAAAAAGUGAUGUCCAGAGCAGCAGCAGUCAUAUUGUGACUAUGAAGCACCAAGGAUGAGGACAUCAGGCAACACACUAAGGCUGGCAGAGCAGAAGGGAAGACAGCCUGGAUCCCUGGGGCAUUACCAAGCAGCUAAAACAAUCUCAGUAACUCCUUACCUUCAGAGUUUCCACGUAGAUUAAAUAUGGCGACUGAAAAUAAAUCAAGAGACAAAGUGCUCGCGCAUCCCAUGACCUCCCCACCGGCAAGAAAGAGGAGAAACAGGCGUGAGCAAGCAGCGCUGGUUGGCGCAGAGAGAGAAGUACCAGGCACCCAGCACAGGCCGGAAGUCGGGGUAGAGGGCCGCGCCAGCUUCAGGCGUCACUUCUCACGCGACUUUCUGCGGGAAACAUGGCGGCACUGAGCGGUGUCCGCUGGCUGACCCGAGCGUUGGUCUCCGCCGGGAACCCUGGGGCAUGGAGAGGUCUGAGUACCUCGGCCGCGGCGCACGCUGCAUCGCGGAGCCAGGCCGAGGACGUGAGGGUGGAGGGCUCCUUUCCCGUGACCAUGCUUCCGGGAGACGGUGUGGGACCUGAGCUGAUGCACGCCGUCAAGGAGGUGUUCAAGGCUGCCGCUGUCCCAGUGGAGUUCCAGGAGCACCACCUGAGUGAGGUGCAGAAUAUGGCAUCUGAGGAGAAGCUGGAGCAGGUGCUGAGUUCCAUGAAGGAGAAUAAAGUGGCCAUCAUUGGAAAGAUUCAUACCCCGAUGGAGUAUAAGGGGGAGCUAGCCUCCUAUGAUAUGCGGCUGAGGCGUAAGUUGGACUUGUUUGCCAACGUAGUCCAUGUGAAGUCACUUCCUGGGUAUAUGACUCGGCACAACAAUCUAGACCUGGUGAUCAUUCGAGAGCAGACCGAAGGGGAGUACAGCUCUCUGGAACAUGAGAGUGCAAGGGGUGUGAUUGAGUGUUUGAAGAUUGUCACACGAGCCAAGUCUCAGCGGAUUGCAAAGUUCGCCUUUGACUAUGCCACCAAGAAAGGGCGGAGCAAGGUCACUGCUGUCCACAAGGCCAACAUCAUGAAACUUGGGGAUGGGUUGUUCCUGCAGUGCUGCGAGGAAGUUGCUGAACUGUACCCCAAAAUCAAAUUUGAGACAAUGAUCAUAGACAACUGCUGCAUGCAGCUGGUGCAGAAUCCUUACCAGUUUGAUGUGCUCGUGAUGCCCAAUCUCUAUGGGAACAUUAUUGACAAUCUGGCUGCUGGCCUGGUUGGGGGAGCUGGUGUGGUCCCUGGUGAGAGCUAUAGUGCAGAAUAUGCAGUCUUUGAGACGGGUGCCCGGCACCCAUUUGCCCAGGCAGUGGGCAGGAAUAUAGCCAAUCCCACAGCCAUGCUGCUGUCGGCUUCCAACAUGUUGCGGCAUCUCAAUCUUGAGUAUCACUCCAACAUGAUUGCAGAUGCAGUGAAGAAGGUGAUCAAAGUUGGCAAGGUGCGGACUCGAGACAUGGGCGGCUACAGCACCACAACCGACUUCAUCAAGUCUGUCAUCGGUCACCUGCACCCCCAUGGGAGCUAGAGCCCUUUAUUUCUUCCAGCCUUGCAAGGACCACACUCCCCAUACCCUUCAGUGCAGUGCACCAGGGAAGAGACCUUGUGCCUCUAGGCAGUGGACCAUGGUCACCUUGCUGGGUAGAGCCUAGGUUGUCCUUGGGCCCGCUUCCUUAGGGGAGACUGUUGGGUGGUGAUGGGAAUUGUUAGGCUGGAACCCAGGCCACAUGGAUGAUGAUGAUUCUCCCCCACAGGUUCGAACCUCUGACAUGGGUGGCUAUGCUACUUGCCAUGACUUCACUGAGGCUGUCAUUGCUGCCUUGCCCCACCCAUAGGCCUUGUCCAUACUCAUGUAAGGUGUCCAAUAAAGAACAUGAACCAA